This is a messenger RNA of Mesorhabditis belari, 324 nucleotides long. The record is from the annotation of a GenBank genome assembly. NCBI's taxonomy places the organism in Eukaryota, Metazoa, Nematoda, Chromadorea, Rhabditida, Rhabditidae.
AUGAAUCCAAUUUUCUUCAUCGUCACUCACUUUUUGAUAGCUUUUGUAUUUGCCGAAAAUGGUCUUCCACCACUCCCGCCAGCCGAUGAAUUUGGAAAUUUGCCGAAAUUGCCACAAGAUUUUCCAUGGAUGAAUGAUGGACCGGAUUUACUAGAGAUUUCCCCACCCCGGCCACUUCCACCGGUGAAUGGGGUGUUACCAGAAGACGAAAACCUACCCCUUCCAUUGCCAUCAAAAAUUGAAGAGAUUGUUGGAAAUGCCCCACUUCCACCAAGUUACGAAGACAUGAUAGCCAUGCCAUUGCCCGACAACUUACCUCCUCUA